Molecule: messenger RNA, 626 nt
Organism: Tetranychus urticae (two-spotted spider mite)
Lineage: Eukaryota; Metazoa; Arthropoda; Arachnida; Trombidiformes; Tetranychidae
Product: peptidyl-prolyl cis-trans isomerase-like 3
Biological process (GO): protein peptidyl-prolyl isomerization; protein folding
Cellular component (GO): catalytic step 2 spliceosome
Molecular function (GO): peptidyl-prolyl cis-trans isomerase activity
Source: RefSeq, a predicted model, not a curated record
UUAUUUUUAAUUUGUUAAAGUCAAUUGUUUCGUGUUUUUUUAAAAUUCUAGAAUUUAUCAAUAAUGGCCGUUGGAUGUGUGUGAUGCUGACUUUGAAUUUUAGUUUGGUGAAUUCUUGAAAUGGCGGUUACAUUACAUACAGAUUUAGGUGAUUUGAAGAUCGAGUUAUUCUGUGAACAGUGUCCAAAGACUUGUGAGAACUUCUUGGCUUUAUGUGCAACUGAUUACUACAACAAUUGUAUUUUUCACAGAAACAUAAAAGGAUUCAUGGUUCAAACAGGUGACCCUACUAAUACAGGAAAAGGUGGUACUAGUAUAUGGGGAAAUAAAUUUGAGGAUGAGCUACAUGACUCAUUGAGCCACAAUGCUAAAGGCAUCGUUUCAAUGGCUAAUAGUGGCCCUAAUUCAAAUGGAUCUCAAUUUUUCAUAACUUAUGAUAAACAACCGCAUCUUGAUAUGAAAUAUACUAUUUUUGGAAAAGUCAUCGACGGCUUUGAUACUUUAGACUCAUUGGAAAAGUUACCAGUCAAUCCUAAAAAAUACCGACCAACUAUCGAUAUUAAGAUCAAAAGCGUAACUAUUCAUGCUAAUCCAUUGGCAAAAUAAAAAUGACAUCUGGUUGAUGA